Messenger RNA from Alternaria viburni, 897 nucleotides. RefSeq lists its product as uncharacterized. Gene Ontology annotation, molecular function: catalytic activity. The coding region runs from base 1 to 897 and encodes 298 amino acids. The record is from RefSeq and is a predicted model, not a curated record. The transcript is spliced from 2 exons. Lineage: Eukaryota; Fungi; Ascomycota; Dothideomycetes; Pleosporales; Pleosporaceae.
AUGUCUUCAGAGCCAGUUGCGUGGGAUAGAUUUGUUCGUUACAUUGCGCAAGGGACUGAUCAGGAUAUUCGUUAUGGCGACCCCAUCAUUUCAGGCUCAGACGUGGAUUUGAUUGCUCAGAUUGCAGAGGAAGGAAAACUUGAAGUAAAGAGGUUGCAUGGAAACGAUCCGCUGAGUGCGACACCAACAGGCGAGAUCGACAAAGUGGCGAGGCUGCUGGGACCGCUCGAGCCAGCUCAUGUCCCAAUCAUCCGUUGCAUUGGAUUGAAUUACAAAACACACAUUCUCGAGACCGGACGGCCGCUUCCAACGUGUCCAACGGUUUUUACUAAGCCAGGGCCAGCCGUUGCGGAUCACGGCGAGGACGUCCCAAUUCCUUGUUUCGCACAGGAGCAAUGCGAUUACGAGGGUGAACUGGUCAUUGUCAUCGGCAAAGACGCAAAGAACAUAGUGGAAGCCGAUGCGUUGGACUAUGUGGCUGGAUAUACUGCAGGUAACGAUGUCUCCGCGCGCGACUGGCAAAGAGAAGCUGGGAAAGCAGGGCCUGUUCCGCAGUGGUCCUUCAGCAAGUCAUUCGACAAGUACGCGCCGCUGGGACCGUGUAUCGUAGCCACUCACGUCCUAGGAGAAGCCAACAAACAGUCGCUGAGGACGAUGGUCAAUGGGGAAAUCAGACAGGAAAGCAAUACGUCAGAUCUGUGCUUUGGCGUCCGACGACUUGUCGCAUUUUGCAGUCAAGGCCAGACUCUUCAGCGAGGCUCGUUGAUCAUGACCGGGACUCCAGGUGGAGUCGCACUGUUCAUGAAGCCGCAAGCCUUUCUUGAAGAUGGGGACAGCGUCGAGGUGGAGAUUGGAGGAAUUGGCCGAAUGUCGAAUCGCAUGUCGUUUGAUGCAUGA